Trichosporon asahii var. asahii CBS 2479 is the source of this 936-nucleotide messenger RNA. RefSeq lists its product as uncharacterized. The record is from RefSeq and is a predicted model, not a curated record. Bases 1 to 936 code for a protein of 311 amino acids. The transcript has 2 exons. Lineage: Eukaryota; Fungi; Basidiomycota; Tremellomycetes; Trichosporonales; Trichosporonaceae.
AUGUCUGACGAACCGACGAGCGAUGUACUCAACGCCUUUGGCUUAACUGGCCCGCUGCGACUCAUGGAAGGAGGCAGAGAACCCGUGUAUGCGACCUCGGACGACUCUGCCGUCCUGAAGCGGGCGAAGGAGGACUGCCAGCGUUUCGUGGGCGAGGUGCUCGACCCCCUCCCCCAGAAUGGGUUCCGAUUGGCCCGCGCGCUGCGGCCAAAGGCUGGAGGAUGGACAUGCGACGGAUGGGGCGCGAACGAGCUGCUUCCUGGCAAGCCGAGGGAGAAACUGUCGACCGAAGACGUGGUGCGGGUCCUCAAGGCGGGCCAGGUGCUGCACGCGGCCACCGAGGGUGUGAAGCGCGAACUGGUACCGGUGGAGGAUCACGCGUGGGCGCGAGCCGAUGCCGCUGUCUGGGGCGAGGGCGAGGUCGCUGUCCCAGAACCGUGGAAGGCGCUCGUCAAUGCCCUGGUGGAUUUCACAAGAGACGAACCAGACCUCGGCCCCUCCCAGCUGAUCCACGGCGACUUGUCGGGAAACGUCCUUUUCGCGCCUGUCUCCGACUCCUCACCAUCUUCCUCUGGCUCUGGCCCGAGAUCCGCCGCCAAGCACUCCGGGAAAACCCCCGGAUGGUCAAAGCAGCAACAGCCAGACCCCGGAAUCAUCGACUUCUCGCCCUACUUCCGCCCAGCGGCUUAUGCGCUCGGCAUCGUGAUUGCAGACGCGCUACUGUGGCACGGACACGGCUCCGAAUUGCGCGGCACCGUGCAGCGGGCCGGCAUCUCUGUACCAGUCGGUGCGAUUGCGAGGGGGCUCUUGUUCCGGAUCUACACGGCUAUCGGAUUGAGGAGGGAGGGUGUUGAGGAGGAGAGCGAGAAGGAGGAGGUGGAGCGCUUCACGAUGGCGGCCAAGGCAAUGGGCCUUGGGUAUAGCUAUACUCUGUGA